CUCGGCGCGCUUCUACCUGGUUCAGGACGGACUUAAAUCGAACCAGGUGACCAGUUGACCAGCGGGACCAGCAGGAUCCGUGUUCCGGCUGGGGGGGCCCGUCAUGCUGGGCACGGUGAAGAUGGAAGGACACGAGGCUCCGGACUGGAGCGGAUACUACAGCGAGGAGGUCUACUCUCCGAUGGCGGGCAACGGGAUGGGUUCUGGUCUCGGAAUGGGCUCCAUGUCUGGCUACAUGUCCAGCAGCGGAACCACAUCAGGCUCCUUCAACAUGUCUUACAAUGGGACCGGGCUCAGUCCUUCCUCAGUGGGGGGCGGUAUGGGAAGCUCAGCCUCUGCAGCCAUGUCAGGUCUGGGUGGGAGCGUGGCCUCCAUGGGUGGGGCCCUAAGCCCAUCAGGGAUGGGCUCGGUGUCGGCUCAGCAGGCCUCUAUGGGCCUGAACCCAUAUGGGGGGAUGAGUCCCACCAUGAGUCCUGGUAUGGCUUACGGCAGUGGGGGGCUGAACCGAACCCGGGACAACAAAGGGUUCAGACGGAGUUACCCCCACGCCAAACCCCCCUACUCUUACAUCUCCCUCAUCACCAUGGCGAUCCAGCAGGCUCCCAGUAAGAUGCUGACGUUGAGCGAGAUCUACCAGUGGAUCAUGGACCUGUUCCCGUACUACCGGCAGAACCAGCAGCGCUGGCAGAACUCCAUCCGACACUCACUGUCCUUCAACGACUGCUUCGUCAAGGUGUCCCGCUCCCCGGACAAACCGGGGAAAGGUUCCUACUGGACCCUGCACCCGGACUCUGGAAACAUGUUUGAGAAUGGCUGCUACCUGCGGCGCCAGAAGAGGUUCAAAUGUGAGAAGAAGAUGUCCUCCAAGUCUGAUGGCAGGAAGGAGCAGGGGGGACCCGGGGGAGCCCGGGGAGGGUCUCCUUCAGGAGAUGCCAUUAAACCCGCCGGACUCUUGGACUCAUCUGUGCCCUCGUCCAGUCAGGCAUCCUCCCCACCUGGACUGGACCUGAAGGUUUCUGGCUCUCAGCUCCUCUCGUCCUUGUCACUCGCCCCCCACUCCAUGACUCAUGAGACCCCCCUGCACAUCAAAGGAGACCCUCACUACUCCUUCAACCACCCAUUCUCCAUCAACAACCUGAUGUCAUCCUCGGAGCAGCAGCACAAACUGGACCUGAAGGCCUAUGAGGCACUGCAGUACUCUUCUUAUGGGGCUGGGGGGGCAUCAGGUCUGGGGGGCCGAACCAUGGAGCCUUUGGAGGCCUCCUACUACCAGGGGAUGUAUCCAAGACCACUCCUGAACAGCUCAUCAUAGCUGCUGUCCAAACUGACCCUCUGCAUGCAGCUGUCCUGGCCUUCCUGUCUGACUGUGAUGAUGUAGAACCGGAAGGAUUCUGCAGAACCGAACUCUGGCACUGUGAUCAAACCAGGACAUGUGGUCCCCCCCCCCCCCAGGUCAUACUCACAGACGAUUUAAUCUCACACAUUAAAAAAAGAUUGAUGCAGGAUCUCACGGAGAGUUGAGGACCAGUUCCUUCAGCUCGGGAUGUUUUCAUUUUAAUGGUCACAAUCUAGACCUGAGAGUCACAGCCCUUUUAGGCUCUGGUACUUCCAGCGGGUUCUGGUUAAAGAUUCUGACCAGAAACAUCAUUUCACUCAUCUGAUCAGGACAAACUGUUGGGUUCUGUUUAAAAGUGGCCUGGUUCUGGUUCUGGUUGUACUCCUAGUUGUUGGUCAUAUUUGAGGCAUGAAUCUACACAGAGAAAUGUGGUUCAUUCAGAGCAUCAGGAAAAAAUACAACAUGCAGAAAAUGUUCGGUCCUUGAGCGCUUCAGUCCUGCAGGUUUUGGAUGUUUCCUUGUUUCAACACAUCUGACUUAAAUGAACGAGUCACUGAACAGAACUUGGUAAACUAUCCAUUUAAUUUGAAUCAGGUGUGUUAGAGCAGGAAACAUCUAAAACCUGCAGGAUCUCUUUGACCCUGAUCUAGAACAUCUGGAACAUCUAGAACAUCCAGAGCAUCCAGAACAGCUAGAACAAUCCAGAACACAGAAAACAACUGCAAACACUCAGAACAUUCCAAAACAUGCAGAUUAAUCCAGAACAUCCAAAAAUGACUAGAAUAUCCAGAACACCAAGAACAAGUAAAACAAUCCAGAACAUCCAAAACAAUUAAGAACAUUUAGAAUAUCCAGAACAUCAAGGACAUCCAAAACAAUCCAGAAAAUCAAAAACAAUUCAGAAUGAUUAGAACAUCUAAUAUAAUCCAGAACAUCCAGAACAUCCCAAAAAAUCAAAACAAUUCAGAACAAUCCAGAACAUCUAGAACAAUCCAGAACCAACAUCAAUAACACCCCAAAGAAAUCUGGAACAUCCAAACAAAUCCAGAACACCCAGAUGAAUCCAGAACCUCUAAAAAAAUCAGAUUAUCCAAACCACCUAGGGCAUCCAGAACAUCUAGAUUACCCAAAACAAUUUAAAACAACUAGAACAUCCAGAUGAAUCCAGAACACCUGGAACAUUCAGAACAUCCAGACCACCCAGAACAUCCAGGUCACCUAGAUCUAGAACACCCAGAUGAACAUCCAAAGCAUCCAGAACCUUCAAAAUGUCCAAAACAAUCCAGAACAUCCAGGUCUCUUUAAACCUUGAUCCAGAUCUCUGACAUGAUUAUGUUUACAUGUAAAGAAUAAAUCUGGAAACUAGACUCAGAACCACUGGCAGAGGCUCUAACACAGGUUCUACAGAAAGAACGUUCUGGACUCCUGAUAAAAUGUUCAGCUAAUUGGAUGGUGGAGGUGUGUAACACUCGCAUCUCACUGCUGUGGAUCUGAUCUGAACAGAACCAUGAGCUUCCUUUGAUCCUUUGUAUGUUUGAAGAACACAGAAUGAUCUCCUCCUCCAGCUGUGCGAUGUCGGCAGAAAUAGUCUGGACCAUCUGAACACCUCCAGGUCCAGAGUCCAGAACAGUCCUGGUUCUGAUUCUUAUUUCAGAGGAACUCUCUCUGAGAAAGUUUGAAAGAGGAUCAAGUCCAAACAUCUGAUCCGAGGUCAGAGGUCACCUAAUGAUGGGGCUGUGGUCGUCGUGGCAACGUUUACAGAAAUGAUCAGAGAACAUUUUUCUGAUCAGAGCAUGAUGAGAGUUUAUUUCUCCCACGACCUUGAAUGCCUCUCUCCUGACCUCCUAAGGGGUCGUGACCCUCACUUUGAGAUACUGCUCAGAUUAAAAGGCUUUUAUUUGAAGGCUCCGUUCACCCAAAUAAGAGCAGCUUCUGGUUCUGGUCUGGAUCUCAGAUCGGUUCUCAUCUGAGACAAACAGGAUCUGUGAUCACUGAUCAGUGAUCAGGACACUGGGCUAUAGCUUACUGCGGAAAUGAUCCUGUGUGACUCGGUUCUGGUGUUUUGAUGGAGCGGAUCUUUACUGAGACAGAAUGUUGAUUCGGUUCUGAUCCUCCAAAAGUGACUGAAUUUUCCAGAAAGUUUCCAUCAGAUUCCUUCAGCUUGUUGUGUUGACCAGCCGAAUGGACCAAAUUAUUGAUCAAAUUUGACCCAGUUCUAAAUUAUUCGAUGAAUAAAGAAGAACCUUAAAUAGAAGAAAAGCUCCACAGUGGCUCUGGAUCUCAGGUGGGAAUGUGAUGGAACAUCUAGAACAUCAAGCUGCUGAAGGACAACUUAUCGUCAGAUCAGAUCCGGAAUUUCAACCUCAUCUCAGAACCAAAAUAACGGUUCUGUUUGAUGGAGUGAUCAAUCAGCUGGCCUGGACCUGAUUCAGACCUGGACCAGAUCUGGAUCUGGAUCUAGACCUGAACAAGAGCUGGACCUGUACCAGAUCAGGACCUGAACUUGAUCUUGACCUGGACCAGGUUUAGAUCUGAUCUGGACCUGGACCAAAUCUGGACUAUGUCAUCAAAGGGCAUCUGAAGCUCAUCAGCUGAUCUGUGUACUGCUGGAACUUUGACCCCAGAAACUGUGGUCCACUUUAGUUCCUGUUUGUCAUGCACCUGGUUCGCUGACAGGUAAACCAGCCAGCUGGUUCAGACUGGUCCAGACUAGUUCAGACUGGUUCAGACUGGUUCAGACUGCAGCUUCAGACUGAAACUCACAGACUGAUUUUUUGCCCAAAUUGAUCACUAACUUCUGAUCCUGAGUCCAUAUUUUUGACUUCCUGUCAAACACUUUCUGUCCUUGUUCCAUCUUUGAUCAUAGAUUAUUGAUCGUUCCACUGCAUGAAUGGAGCUUUAUUUUUCAGGAAAAACUGGGCUGAUUU
Messenger RNA from Melanotaenia boesemani (Boeseman's rainbowfish), 4263 nucleotides. RefSeq names its product forkhead box A1 (gene foxa1). Gene Ontology annotation, biological process: anatomical structure morphogenesis; regulation of transcription by RNA polymerase II; cell differentiation. Bases 104 to 1312 code for a protein of 402 amino acids. The record is from RefSeq and is a predicted model, not a curated record. NCBI's taxonomy places the organism in Eukaryota, Metazoa, Chordata, Actinopteri, Atheriniformes, Melanotaeniidae. Gene Ontology annotation, molecular function: DNA-binding transcription factor activity, RNA polymerase II-specific; transcription factor binding; RNA polymerase II cis-regulatory region sequence-specific DNA binding. The transcript has 2 exons.